AUGAUCAACGGCAGCAACGUGUGCUACGUCCAUGCUGUCCUCCAAGCCCUCCUCGGGUCGCCGCGCGUGUACUCGGCCGUCGCCCGCCUCUCCACAAUCACGCCCACCCUCUCUCCAGCGGAGACGCCGACACUCGGCGCGUUCGCCUCGCUCAUCCACGACAUUGAGACGGCCCAACCGGUGGCCGCCGGCGUGGGCGCGGCGCUCGAGCCGGUCUACUUUUACGGCCUCAUCGACGCGUUUGUGGCCGCCGCGCUCGGCGACGCCGACGGCACGCAGACUACGCGGCAGCACGAUGCGCACGAGUGGUGGACGUUCCUCCUCUCGUCGCUCGACGACGAGCUGCGCCGGCUCGACGCCGCGCCCGUGGCCGCCGAGCUCUUUGCCGGCACGCUCGUGUCGCAGCUCGCCGGGCCGACCGGCCCGCCGUCGGUCACGCGCCAGCCGUUCCUCGUGCUCAUGCUCGACCUCGACGCGGCGCGGACGCUGACCGACGCGCUGGUGGCGGCGAUGGAGACCGAGUACGUCGAGUACGUCGACGCUGCGAGCGGGACCACGCACACUCCGUGCCGGACGCCCUCGUUCGGCGCCCUCCCGCCCGUCCUCGUCCUCCAGUGCAAGCGCUUUGUCUUCCACCGCGCCUACACGGGCAAGACGGACGUCUUUGUGGGGCUCGGCGCAACGAGCGCCGACGCCGACGUCGCAGUCGAGGUCGAGCUUGGUCUCUGGUUUCUCGCCGAGCUCAAGCGGCCGUUCGACCGGCUGGCGGGCGGGGGCGGGAGCGCCAAGGACCAGCUCCUCCUCGAGGUUGCGGCGUAUGCGGCGUCGCGGGAGGCAUCACGCGCCGAGGAGGCUCCGUGGCGUCCGAUGGUCGGCGUCGUGACCGACCUCUUCCGCGUCAACGUGGCGUUCGACCUCCCCGACUCGGCGUGGGACGACGGGCCGUGGCAGCUGGGGCUGGGCACGCGCGUGGUGACGCCGGCGGCCGAGUACGUGCGCGUCGUGUUGGGCGCGCUGGUCCUCGCGUACUGGGACGACGUCAGCGAGGGCGUGCGGGCGGCAGCCUCUGCUGAAGGGGCGGCGUCCGUGAGCGCCUGGGUGGAGCGCCUCGUGGCGGACGAGGACGUCGACGUCUUUGCGCGCGAGGACGGCUCGUCAGACGAUGAGACGGAGGCUGACGACACGGCACCCCGGCCACGGCGCGCGCUCCGGUCGAGCGCGACGCGGUCGAGCGCCGCGCCGACGGCUGCGUCGAGCAGCGCCCGGGCCUCAUCGUCGUCGCACGGCUCUGGUGCGCGCGCAAGCCAGGGGAGCGUGGAAAAGCGCUUUCAGCGCGUCGCCGCGACGCGCGAGGCCUUGCUCGAGAUCGUGGGUAACACAAUGGCGAGCCGGUAAAUCUGUCC
Thecamonas trahens ATCC 50062 is the source of this 1403-nucleotide messenger RNA. RefSeq lists its product as uncharacterized. Lineage: Eukaryota; Apusomonadida; Apusomonadidae. The coding region runs from base 1 to 1395 and encodes 464 amino acids. The record is from RefSeq and is a predicted model, not a curated record. The transcript is spliced from 2 exons. Gene Ontology annotation, biological process: protein deubiquitination. Gene Ontology annotation, cellular component: cytosol; nucleus. Gene Ontology annotation, molecular function: cysteine-type deubiquitinase activity; cysteine-type endopeptidase activity.